This is a messenger RNA of Chilo suppressalis (striped riceborer), 643 nucleotides long. The record is from the annotation of a GenBank genome assembly. Lineage: Eukaryota; Metazoa; Arthropoda; Insecta; Lepidoptera; Crambidae.
GAACAUACACGAUCCAGACAGUCAGUGCUGCCAACAUUUUAAUGUUACAAAAAUCUUAAAUGGCGAAUUACAAAAUUUUCUAACAAAAGCGAAGUAGUUUUAUCGUAAUUUAAUCGAAUUAAGUUAUUUUAAAAUUAUGGAAAUCACACGUACUACUCUUGGGAUUGCCGCGGGUAUAGCAGGAACCUUGUUUCUCGGCUAUUGUGUGUAUUUCGACCAACAGCGACGGAAGGAUCCUCUAUUCAAGAAGAAGUUGAGAGAACGUAGACAGAAUGCAGUUAAAAACUCAAACCGAUCAAGCACACUUGGCGGGCCUCUGCCUGAUAUGAAUGACCACGAAGCCAUGCAGCGGUUCUUCUUGCAGCAGAUUCAGCUUGGAGAGGAGCUUCUAGCAGCUGGUAACUUGGAAGCAGGUGUGGAGCACCUUGGACAGGCAGUUGCUGUCUGUGGGCAGACACAACAGUUGCUUGGAGUUCUCCAACAAACAAUGCCAGCUCCAAUAUUCCACCUCUUACUCAAAAAAUUGCCAGAGGUGUCAGAACGUCUCCGUGCCUCCAUGAAAGCUAGUGGCAAUGUCUUGCAAGAUGAAGAUGUUGAAUAAACUAUAUUUAUGAAUCUACAUUCAGAAUAUUAAAAGCACCAG